AUGGUGAAUCACUUCAUUGCGCUGUUUGAUGUGUGGAUCGAUGCGAACACAUCAGACCUAGUCCGAGUUGAUGUUCGUUCAUCUUCAGUAACAGCAAAUCUUUGCGAUGCACGUUACCAUAUUCAUCGUCCGACUAGGGUAUUCGAAUUAUGGAAAGAUGCUCUGUGCAUCAAUCGUGGGGAUAACAAAAACGGUUUGUCUCAAGUGGUUAUGAUGAUGAAAAUCUACGGAGCUCCUUCUCGGGCUGCGAUGUAUCUCGGGACUCCCUUGCCAGAGGAAGGUUGGCCAACUCCCCGGGAUGGUUUACCACGAGCGUCUCUCUAUCUUGAAGCACCUCUGACAAUAAGUCUCAAAGAUAUAUCGAGUGUUGUAUUGUCAUGGAAUGGGCUUGUUAAUGAUCUAUACGGUUACUGUAUGCUUUGA
Messenger RNA from Botrytis porri, 423 nucleotides. RefSeq lists its product as uncharacterized. The record is from RefSeq and is a predicted model, not a curated record. The coding region runs from base 1 to 423 and encodes 140 amino acids. Lineage: Eukaryota; Fungi; Ascomycota; Leotiomycetes; Helotiales; Sclerotiniaceae. The transcript has 2 exons.